GGACCUUAUAAUAUAAAAACUCGACCUUUUUUUUUUUGUUGUUGUUGUUCUUGUCGUUUAAGGGUUCAUUAAGUUCAAUGAUAAUUAUUACAUAAAUCUUAUUUAUUUAAACGCUAUUCGUCUUAAAUAAGAUCAGACAUAUAAAAAUUACUUUAAGAAUGUCACAAGCUAUUGAACAACAACAAAAUAAUCAUGAAGAAGAACAUGAUAGUUUACACAGCAGUCGGGAAAGUACAAUGACAGCUUUUGAUCAAGACUUGGAACAACCAGCAGAAAAGACAAAAGAUUCGUUAGAGACAUUUUCAGCUUUUUCAAAGAAAACUAAACUAUUAAUUGUCGUUAUUUGUUGUUUUGCUGGCAUUGUAUCACCACUUUCUGCUAAUAUUUAUUUUCCUGCAUUAGAUGCAAUUCAAAAAGAUUUAAACACAACGACUGAACUUGUAAAUUUAACAGUAACAGUCUAUAUGAUAUUUCAAGGUAUUUCACCUUCCUUUUGGGGUUCAUUAGCUGAUCUUUGGGGACGUCGACCCGUUUAUCUCUCUACUUUAGUUGUCUAUAUGGGUUCCUGUAUUGGUCUUGCAUUAGCUCCUAAAUUUUAUGUUUUACUCAUCUUGAGAAUGCUUCAAGCGUUUGGAUCGAGUUCUGUAGUUGCUAUUGGUGCGGGAGUUGUAGGUGACAUUGCGACCCCCUCAGAACGUGGUGGCUACUUUGGGAUAUUUUCAAUGGGUCAAAUGUUGGGACCUGUGAUUGGACCUGUUUUAGGCGGUAUCAUUGCAGAGUAUCUCUCAUGGAGAUGGAUCUUUUGGAUUUUAUUAAUAGUGGGUGCUUCUUUUUUCAUUGUCAUUUUCCUCUUUUUGCCCGAGACGUUAAGAUCUCUUGUGAACAAUGGCUCUGGUUAUGCUAAUCCAACACCUUAUCAAUGGUGGCAAAGACGUAAGGCAGCCAAGAAGGAAAAAGAAUCGACACCAACAGCAGUAAUAGCUGAUGAUGAUAGUUGCUCAACCAUUAUUCAUGAAAAUAAAGGAAAUCAAAAAAGUCGUUUCCUUCAAAUCCCAAACGUCACUCAACCUUUCCUUUAUUUAUUAGAAAAGGAUAUAGCAGUCGCAUUAAUUUAUAAUGCAAUUCAUUAUGCUACUUAUUACUGUUACCUAACCUCAACUCCAAGUCAGUUUGUACUCAUCUAUAACAUGAGUGAGAUUCAAAUCGGUCUUUGCUUUUUAUGUCAGGGCGUUGGUUGUGUUCUAGGAUCGUUUGUAGAAGGUAGAUUAUUAAAUCGUGAUUUUAGAAUUAUUGCAAAGCAAUCUGGUUUUGAAAACACAACACGAGGCAAACUUCCCAUCGAUUUCCCCAUCUUUAAAGCUCGUCUUCGUUCAGUUUGGAUAAAUGCAGGUUUAAUCCAAGUCAUUACCUUAUUUUAUGGUUGGAUGCUUUAUAUUCGUGCCCCACUUGCCGUCAUUCUUGUAUUACAAUUUAUCGUUGGAUUUGCCAAUACAUCCGUCUUUAAUGUCUUUCAGACAUUGGCCGUUGACCUCUUCCCUGGUAAAAGUGCUACCAUUACCGCCUCUAAUAAUUUAGUCCGUUGUUUGUUAGGUGCCGUUGCGACUGUGAGUAUAGAACCCGGUAUUCAAGGUGUAGGCGCUGGAUGGAUUUUUACCAUUAUUGGUCUCAUUUGUAUUGCAUCUAAUAUUUUAAUUCCUGUGCUAUUAAAGUUUGGUCCUCGUUGGAGGAAAGCACGUAUGGAAAGAGUAGCUCUUGAAAUGAAAGAACAAGAAAGUUAAAUGUUCUUUUUUUUUAUUUUUAUUUUUUUAAAAAAAAAGAAACAAAGCAAAGCAAAGCAAAACAAAGCAGAGCAUGUACUAUAGCUUACCUUUUAGACUCAAAUAUAACAUACAAUAUAAUAUAAUAUAAUAUACACAUACAUAUAUACAUAUACAUACAUAUACACAUAUAUACAUAUAUAAAUAUCCCUACCACCACCACCACAUCCCCUUUUAUAUGCACAUAUAAAUAUAUGAAUAUAUAUCACUAUACACCUUAUACAUAUAUAUAUACAAAGCUUGUUAAUAAUAAACAAAUAAAUGAACAAUUAUAC
Messenger RNA from Cokeromyces recurvatus, 2092 nucleotides. Its product is annotated as major facilitator superfamily domain-containing protein. Gene Ontology annotation, molecular function: transmembrane transporter activity. The transcript has 2 exons. Gene Ontology annotation, biological process: transmembrane transport. The coding region runs from base 159 to 1778 and encodes 539 amino acids. NCBI's taxonomy places the organism in Eukaryota, Fungi, Mucoromycota, Mucoromycetes, Mucorales, Mucoraceae. The record is from RefSeq and is a predicted model, not a curated record.